Bubalus bubalis (water buffalo) is the source of this 712-nucleotide messenger RNA. RefSeq names its product EF-hand calcium binding domain 9 (gene EFCAB9). Gene Ontology annotation, cellular component: cytoplasm; sperm principal piece. Bases 23 to 712 code for a protein of 229 amino acids. NCBI's taxonomy places the organism in Eukaryota, Metazoa, Chordata, Mammalia, Artiodactyla, Bovidae. Gene Ontology annotation, biological process: sperm capacitation; flagellated sperm motility. Gene Ontology annotation, molecular function: calcium ion sensor activity. The record is from RefSeq and is a predicted model, not a curated record. The transcript has 5 exons.
CUUCGGCUUAAAGGGCUCCAUAAUGAAACUGAAGCAGGGAUCGUUUCUGUGGUACCUUUACCUGGACAAACUGUACUGCUUAUUAUCCGUGAGAAAUGUGAAGGCCUUGGUGGAGUAUUUUCACCUUCUUGACGUGCACCACAAGAAAACCUUGAAUGAUGUGCUGUUUUACCACUUCCUUCAUCAUGUGACUGACUUGACACGGAACCAGAUCACAGUUGUGUUCAACAUGCUGGACUGGAAUGCGGUGGGCGAGAUUGGUUUUGACCAGUUCUACAUGCUGGUGUGCAUACUGCUGGCGCAAGAGAACCAUUUGGAAGAGCAAUUUAUCUUCCGCCAUUCCCGGCCUGUUUUUGAGUUGCUUGACCUGGAUGGGGAGCUCAAAAUUGGCCCAGACAACUUGCACAUGUACAACUUUCUCUUUAAUAUUAAAAAGCAGCAACUCAGAGACCUCUACUAUAACUUCGACAUCACAGGUGACCGCCUUCUUAAUUACAAAGAAUUUAAGCUGUUUACUAUCUUCUCCAUGGACAAAUAUCAGGAGAGUCAGAAAGCAGAGAAAGAGAAGAAGAAAGAGAAAGCUUUACUCAAAAAGAAACUGUCACAAGUGAACGAGAGCCAGAGAGAGAGUCUUCUUGGAAUAAAACCAUUUGAAAGUAUAAAUUUGAGGGACAAGUUUGGUGACUGGAGGAAUGCAGCUCAUUUCCUAUAA